This is a messenger RNA of Bombina bombina (fire-bellied toad), 1365 nucleotides long. Its product is annotated as E3 SUMO-protein ligase ZBED1-like. Gene Ontology annotation, molecular function: protein dimerization activity. The transcript has 2 exons. NCBI's taxonomy places the organism in Eukaryota, Metazoa, Chordata, Amphibia, Anura, Bombinatoridae. The record is from RefSeq and is a predicted model, not a curated record. The coding region runs from base 1 to 1365 and encodes 454 amino acids.
AUGAAGGCAGAACUGAUUAAAGUAAGUAAUGCCUCUGCUGUUUGCCUAACAACUGACUGCUGGACAUCACGGACUACUACCAGUUAUAUGGCAGUCACUUGCCAUUAUAUAGAUGAUAAUUUUAAAUUGGUAUCAUCUCUGCUGGACUGUUUUUCAUUUACAGACAGGCACACAGCGGACAACUUGGCAGCUGAACUUCAAAAAAUUUGUGAAGAGUGGGGCAUCACAAAUAAAGUUGUUGCUUGUGUCUCCGACAAUGCAAGUAAUAUAAAAGCAGCGAUCCGGCAGACUGGAUGGAAUCACGUGGCCUGCUUUGCCCACACUUUGAACUUAAUUGUCAGGGAAAGCUUAAAACAUAUUAUGGAGACAGUGACAAAGGUGAAGAGUGUUGUAGAGUUUGUGAACAGAAGCAUUGUUGCAACUGAGAGACUAAAAGCCACACAAAAACAAAUGGGACUUGCAGAACUGAAGCUAAAGCAAGACGUUGUAACAAGGUGGAAUUCCACAUAUUACAUGCUGAUAAGAUUUUCGGAUCAGAAAGAAGCCAUUAUCGCCACACUUGCAUUAGUCAACUCCAGCCUUCCAACCCUGACACUUGAUGAGUGGGAAAUAAUAAAAGAAGUCUGUGAAAUAUUGAAGCCUUUUGAAGAGGUAACUGUUGAAAUCAGGGCAGACAGAUAUGUGACUGCUUCAAAAGUUAUUUUAAAUCGCAAGGGGACUGCAAAAAAGUUGUUCAGCGAUCACGGGACGCUGUGUCCACUCAUGGCCCAGUUAUCGCAAUGGUGGAGGCAUUUAAAGAACAAAUGCAAAGACGCUUCCACCAAAUUGAACACUUCCAUCUGCUGGCUGAGGCAACCUUGCUGGACCCUAGAUUUAAACAAAGGGCUUGCCACGAUGGAACAGCAGCAGAAAAAAAAAUAUAUAACUGCAGCUGCUGCAAGACUACUGAAUCUUCCCCAAGGGGGACAACCGCAAGCUGGCCCUGCAGAUGCCCCACCCCCUCCUCGAUCACGACAGUCUUCUUUCUGGGAAGACUUCGAUGAGAGAGUGGCUGAUGCUGUCACCUUCUGCAACUCUAGUUCCACUGCUAUGUCAGAAAUGAGAGGCUAUCUUGCCGACUCUUUGAUCCCAAGGUCUGAAGACCCAUUGGCUUGGUGGAAAUCAAGGAAGGGGAUCUAUGAAGGACUAACUGAUAUUAUGAAAAGGAGACUUUGCAUAGUAGCAACCUCUGUACCUGCAGAGAGGAUUUUUUCAAAAACUGGGCAGAUCAUUUCUGAAAGGAGAAACAGGCUGGGUCCAAAUAAAGUUAGACAGCUCAUUUUUCUAAAUGCUAAUAUCACCUCUCCUGAAGAAAAAUCAACAUAG